UUUACAAAAGCGAGGCUGCCCGGGAAAUUUCAAAACGAGCCGCUCUCAGCUUUCUCAGCUCAAGACGAUGGAUUCUUAGUCUUUUAUGGAUAACUUGCCACUUUAUAUGAUUCCCCAUUCGAAAAACAAGUAAUUGAUUGAUUCAAUGGACAGAUGGAUGACAUUGUAAUUGUCAAGGUAAUAAAAGACCGAAGGUUACUCAAGCCGCCACCGGAGGUCAUCCACAUACAAGACGAUCAAGAUAAGCAUGCAAGCCCCAAAAAGACUACAACAGCAAAAGAGGGUCCCUUCCAAACAGGGUAGAUAAUGCUGCUACAAAGCGUCCUGGGGAUGAUGAAAUUGCUCAAAAUUAUUUUAAAGAGAAUACUUCCUGCCAAAUAAAUAGGAUAACUGCAGCAGUCACACAAGAGAAUGGAGAAUCACCUAUGGAACUUGAUAUUGAAAUAGACUAUGAUGUUAUAGAGAUUUUUUCGGAUGGUGCAAUGGAUAUUGACCAAGUCAGUAGUUCUUAUAACACUGCAGUUUCAUCAAGGUCUUUAGACAGUUUAUCAUCAGCAAGUUUAUCAUCAAGGUCUACUGCAAGUUCCUUAUCAACAGGGUGGUGAAGAGUAUUUUCGUGAUUCGUGAUGGGCCCCCCCUCUUCACCACCCUGUAUCAAAGUCUAUAACAAUAUCGUCAUCAAAGUCUACAGCAAUGUCGUCAUCCAGAUGCAUAACAAGUUCCUCAUCUAGUUCUUCAGUGAGUUCUUCUUCUAAAGCAGGAUACAGUAGUAAGCCUUAUGCAUGCUUUAAGUGCUGUAAAUGAUUCCAAACAGAAGGUGGCAUUAGGGAACACAUUAGAAUGAAAUGCUUGCAACCACAGACUGUCUCACUGACAGCACAGCUAACUCAAGUAGGUAGCAGGUUCCAGGUGUUUCUUAAGUGGAGAUGAUUAGGGUCUUCCUUGUUCCUUUGGGUAUCUGUCAUACUUUUGGUGUUAUAGGCUGGCUAUGGCCUGAAAGCAUCAAACCCGUCACAUGGUGGACCACCUGCCAAGAAGGCAAGACAUGACAUUUCUACAAGCACUAACACUUCUUUCUCAUCCACUGGAAAACUUGACGCUAUCAAGCAGCCUAUGACUUUUGAAUGUACCAUUAGGAAUGGCCAACCAACAGAAAUGAGGAGACUUGUGAAUGGAACCACCGUGGUGGUUUCUAGCUCAAAUUUUACCAAUUGUACUUCAAACAAACCCUUAGAAUAGGAACCUGGUGAGAAACCCCCAAAACAAACAAACAUAACUGUUUUGAGUAAGACCCAGAGAAGAAAAGCAAGAACAAGAGAGAGAAAACAUGGAAUUUCAAGGUCAAGUAAUGUCUCUUCUACUUCAUCAAUUGUGAAUCCUUCAAUGGAUGUGGUCCAAUCAUCUUUGACUUCAAAUACUUGUGACAGACAACCAGAAGUGCCAUUUUUGCGGAACAUGCGACAUAUUGUGCUGGUUGAUAUUGAUAACUGGAAAGGAAUCUUCAAAUCAGACCUACCAUUUUCUCAGAGAACAUUUGUCUGGGGGUUCUGGAGUGGCAACACCUCCUGGGACCCGCCCAAGGGUUCAGCUCUUUUUCAGGAACUGGAGAAUCACAACUGUUUUUACCUGCACCCAAAAUGCAGUGGUUCAAAGGAUGCAGCAGACUUUGCGCUAUGUGCUCAGGCUUACAAGCUUGACAUCAUGCUUCCAAAGUCCAUCCCCUUCACUGUCCUGUCUGGGGAUUGUGGAUUUCAGGAACUUCAAAACCAGCUCUCUAGAUGUAACCGAGAGAUUCACUUGGUAAACCCCCAUCACAAGACAGUGGACACAGUGUUUGCUCUGUGCAACAGCAUUGCUGAUAAGUAAUUAUAAAAGCAGUGCAUUGCUGACUACAACAAAUUAUCUUAAAACAGUAAUACCAACUAGUGAUUAUUUUCUAGCACAGCAUUGUCGACCAGCAAUCAUUAUAGCACAGCAUUGCCGACCAGUCACCAUAAUUAUUAGCACGGUAUUACCAACCAGUAAUCACCAUAGCACAGCAUUGUCUACCAAUAAUCAUUAUAGCACAGCAUUACCAACCAGUAACCAUUAUUAUUAGCACAGUAUAUUGCUGACCAGUAAUCAUCUUAGCACAGCAUUGACAACCAGUAGUUUUUAAAGCGACAGCAUUGCCGACAAGUAAUUAUUCGAACACCCCAUAACUGACAGUCAUACAUCAUCUUGAGGCAGCACAGUGUCUGGUAGCUUAAACACGAAGAUUGAUAUGGUGGUAUAAACUCUGUCAGUGGUUGUUUUUCCAAUCCAUGUUCAAUCAAAGUUUGUAAAAUAUAGGGGCACAAAAAUAUUUUAGAUUACUCUAAAGAUUUAUGGUAUGGAGAUUAUGAAGACUUCUAAGUUGAUGUUCAGUUGAGACAAUAAACUAAGUUGAAUUUGAUUAAUACAACGCUUAUGUAAAAAAAGAGAAAACGAAAUAAAUAAAUACUUGUUUCCCUCA
Messenger RNA from Nematostella vectensis (starlet sea anemone), 2494 nucleotides. Its product is annotated as E3 SUMO-protein ligase ZNF451. The transcript is spliced from 6 exons. Bases 1384 to 1866 code for a protein of 160 amino acids. NCBI's taxonomy places the organism in Eukaryota, Metazoa, Cnidaria, Anthozoa, Actiniaria, Edwardsiidae. The record is from RefSeq and is a predicted model, not a curated record.